Molecule: messenger RNA, 327 nt
Organism: Triticum turgidum subsp. durum (durum wheat)
Lineage: Eukaryota; Viridiplantae; Streptophyta; Magnoliopsida; Poales; Poaceae
Source: the annotation of a GenBank genome assembly
AUGAAGGAACUUGAGCAACUGGACAGCCAAAUUGAGAUCUCUCUCAAACAUAUCAGGGCGACAAAGAGCCAGCAGUCACUUGAUCAGCUCUUCGAGCUCAAGCACAAGGAACAACAACUGCAAGAUGUUAAUAAAGACUUACGAAAGAAGAUACAAGAAACUAGUGCGGAAAGUGUUCUACAGAUGUUUUGCCAGGAUGUUGGACCUAGUGGGUCUAGUGGCCAUGCUAAUCAAGCUAAUCAACAGGAGCAUUUUCAUCCUGAUUGUGACCCUUCCUUGUGUAUGGGGUAUGAUCAUGCUUACCUGGAUGACUUGAACAAGGAAUGA